CGUGCGCUCCUCCGGGCGAGGCCCGAGCGCGAUUGGGCGCGCGGGCGGGGGCGGGGCCUGGCCCGGGAGCGGCGCGUGCGCGGAGCGGCGGGAAGAUGGUGCUGAUCAAGGAGUUCCGAGUGGUUUUACCUUGCUCCGUGCAAGAGUAUCAAGUUGGGCAGCUUUAUUCCGUGGCAGAAGCUAGCAAAAACGAAACAGGAGGUGGGGAAGGAAUUCAGGUCUUAAAAAAUGAGCCUUAUGAACAGGAUGGCGAGAAGGGACAAUAUACUCACAAAAUCUAUCACUUAAAGAGUAAAGUCCCUGGGUUUGUAAGGAUGAUUGCUCCAGAAGGUUCCCUGGUGUUCCAUGAGAAGGCCUGGAAUGCAUAUCCCUACUGUAGAACAAUUGUGACAAAUGAAUACAUGAAAGAUGAUUUCUUCAUAAAAAUUGAGACCUGGCAUAAACCAGAUUUGGGAACAACAGAGAACGUUCACAAUUUAGAUCCAAACACAUGGAAGAGUGUUGAGGUUGUCCACAUUGACAUUGCAGAUAGAACUCAAGUAGAACCAGGAGACUACAAAGCUGAUGAAGAUCCUGCAUUAUUCCAGUCAGUUAAGACAAAGAGAGGACCUCUGGGGCCAAACUGGAAGAAAGAGUUAGCAACUGAUGAGGAGUGUCCCAAAAUGUGUGCUUACAAAUUGGUGACCAUCAAAUUUAAGUGGUGGGGACUGCAGAACAAAGUGGAAAAUUUUAUACAAAAGCAAGAAAAAAGGAUAUUUACCAACUUCCACCGCCAGCUGUUCUGUUGGAUUGACAAGUGGAUUGAGCUGACUAUGGAGGACAUCAGGAGGAUGGAGGAUGAAACCCAGAAGGAGCUGGAAGCGCUGCGUAACCAAGGCCAAGUGAGAGGAACGAGUGCUGCCAAUGACGAGUGACGCCGGACGGACGCCGGUGCCGGAUCCUGGCUGUGUGUGUGGGUGCAUGGCUCUGUAUAUAACUACACACACACAUGCAGACACAAGGGGUGGUUACAGUGUCUCUCUCUGGGUGCUAUACCUGUCCUAGCAAAGAUUCCAAGGAAAACUUGCUUUCAUUAUGUAUACCCCAAGCAAAUAAAAGAAUCAACUGAG
This is a messenger RNA of Zonotrichia leucophrys gambelii, 1109 nucleotides long. RefSeq names its product phosphatidylinositol transfer protein beta (gene PITPNB). Gene Ontology annotation, cellular component: cytoplasm. The transcript is spliced from 11 exons. The record is from RefSeq and is a predicted model, not a curated record. NCBI's taxonomy places the organism in Eukaryota, Metazoa, Chordata, Aves, Passeriformes, Passerellidae. Gene Ontology annotation, biological process: phospholipid transport. The coding region runs from base 96 to 914 and encodes 272 amino acids. Gene Ontology annotation, molecular function: phosphatidylinositol transfer activity; phosphatidylinositol binding; phosphatidylcholine binding.